Messenger RNA from Sycon ciliatum, 973 nucleotides. RefSeq lists its product as uncharacterized. The record is from RefSeq and is a predicted model, not a curated record. Lineage: Eukaryota; Metazoa; Porifera; Calcarea; Leucosolenida; Sycettidae. Bases 64 to 576 code for a protein of 170 amino acids. The transcript is spliced from 3 exons.
GAGGCUCGUCAUUACUACGUUGAUCAAAACCGGGACUUGGCUCGAGAGCAGGUGCUGGUCAAGAUGAAGGUCCUUGCAGUUCUAGCGCUGUUCGUGGUCGCCGCGGCGGCCAUGGUCAACUUUGACCUUGAUGUUAACGACUUCGUCAACGGUUUUGCGGAUGAGAUGCAAGCCAUGGAGGAACUGACUUGUGAUUGCAAGUACGGCUGCAAACCCAAGAUUGUGACUCACCCACCUACGCCAAAGAAGAAGGCCUCAGUCAUCCAGCCAGUUGUAGGAAACCGAGGAAAUGUGGCGCUCAUCGUCGACUAUGGUACCUGCUCGCCAACGCACGAGGGAUACACAUGGUUCAUUGACUGGGGAGAUGGCACCACCAACCACAGCUACUACAAGGAUCUGCUCCAAGUCCAAGUCCUGCAUCAAUACGACGACUGCGGCAAAUUCUGCAUCAAGACCAGAUACUGCUCAUACUACAAGCGCGUAGCAGAGAACGCUACUACACUCACUACCCGUGGCAACUGCGACUACUAUCAGCGAAAGAUCGACGUCACCUUUGACCCACCGGCUGGCUUGUAAUGUGUCGGAUGCACACGCUUGACUUUAACCAAGUCUUGACUAUUCUUUUGUGAUUCUAUUGUCGACCAUUGCUCAAUACUCCUGAUGGCACAGUGUACAUUUCCACCUCUGCCUCAAUCCGACCUGUAUUGUGUAUUGUCCGUGCUCGCUGAGUCACGAGUCCUAUCCUCCCUGACAUAUUAGUACUCUAGCUACCUUCUCACAGUGCAAUCACAAACUACAUGUACAACACUCAACUAACGUCUCUUUGCUGCACGAGCUGUUGUGCACUUGCAGUGUCUUUUGACUUGAAGUUCAACUGUCACUUUUCACAGCUGCCCAUCAUUGGCCUUUCAUUGCACACGUGAUGCCUGGUAUUGUUGUUCCGAGUAUUUAUACCGCACUCUGUGUUGCUUUA